Messenger RNA from Pyrus x bretschneideri (Chinese white pear), 1672 nucleotides. RefSeq names its product TMV resistance protein N-like. Gene Ontology annotation, molecular function: protein binding. The transcript is spliced from 3 exons. The record is from RefSeq and is a predicted model, not a curated record. The coding region runs from base 134 to 1621 and encodes 495 amino acids. Lineage: Eukaryota; Viridiplantae; Streptophyta; Magnoliopsida; Rosales; Rosaceae.
CCCAAAUUUCUUCCAUGUUCCUUGAGAAUUAUGGUUUGGAGUUGGUAUCCUUCCAAGUCUCUUCCACCAAGCUUUCACCCGCGUUUCCUUUCCCAACUAAGAAUGCGUCAUAGCAAACUUGUUCGUUUAUGGGAUGAAAAAGAGAACUUUCCCAAGUUUGAAAUGUAUUGAUCUGAGCUACUCAAAUAAAUUGAUCACUACACCAGAUUUCACUGGUCUUCAAAAUCUUGAGGAGUUGGAUCUUGGGGAUUGUACGAAGUUAGUUGAGAUUCACCCAUCCAUUGCAGUUCUUAAAAAACUUAAAGUUUUGAAUCUUCGUGGUUGUGAAAGUAUUAAGAGCCUUCCAAGUGAAGUAGAAAUGGAUGCUCUUCAGUAUUUGAAUCUUUUCGGAUGCUCCAAAGUCAAAAAGAUCCCAGAAUUUUCGAACCAGAUGAAAAGUUUGUCCACGCUUUUUAUACGUGGGACUGCGAUUGAGAAAUUACCUUCAUCGAUUGAACAUCUGGUUGGCCUUACUAGACUGAGUAUGAAUAAAUGCAGAAGAGAGCUGUUUGUUGAUAUGAAAAAUCUCAAAUCUCUUUCGCUUUCUGGACCACUUGCUAAAGCAAGGGAUGAUGGGCCUUGUUGGGGUUUGGUGUUGUCUUCUUUAUUUCAUUUGCGUUGUUUGGAGGACUUAGUACUACGUUAUUGUGAUCUUGGUGAAGGUGAUAUCUCCGAUGAUAUUGGUUGCUUGUCGUCUUUAAAAAAGUUAGAUCUUAGUGGAAACGGUUUUGUUACCCUUCCAGCAAGCAUCAAAUGCCUUUCUCGACUUGAGCGUCUUUACUUGAACGAGUGCCAAAGACUUGAGCAACUGCCAGAUCUUCCGUCAAAUAGGAAAUUAUACGUAUAUGUAAGUGAUUGUACUUCAUUGAAAAGGUUGUCGGAUCCAUCCAAUUUGUAUGAUUUUGCUUUCAGUUCUCUGAAUUGCAUUACAUUGGUGGAAGAUGAAGACUGGAUCAAAACAAUAUAUUCAAGGAUCGUGAAAUACGCAACUGAGAAAAUCUGUCGUCAUCCUAUUGUGUGCCCCGGAAAGGGGAUUCCCGAGUGGUUCAACAAUCAAACUUUGGGACAUGCGCUAGAUGUGGAGCUACCUCCGCAAUCGUGUAGCAGCUGGAUGGGGAUUGCUUUUUGUGUUGUUUUUGCACAACCUAAGGAGAACUUGGGUCUUCUUCAAAAACAAAAUGAGAACUUCCGAAAUCCAGCUGCCCCUCAAACGGAUGGAUUCUGGAUUCGGUGUUUACUUCGGACAAACCGUAAACAGAGUGCACGGAGUUCAUGGUGCUUUACAAGGCCUCUUGUGUCUGAACACCUUUGGAUAUUCUAUUUGCCUCGCAAAGAAUAUCUUCAAGAACAGUUUCUAUUUGAAACUUAUUAUAGUCUCGGAAUGAAUCAACCCAAAGUAGGCUUCAAUGUGGUGAAGAAGUGCGGGGCUCGUGUGGUGUACAAGAAGGAUUUGGAAGAACUCAACCGAACACUAAAAAUCUUGAAGCGAACACAUGAAUAUUGUGAAGUGGGAGCUUCAAGUCAAAGUCGUAGUUUUGACGUCAAAGAACAUACCCGCAAAAGGCACAAGGAAGACAAAUAAUUGUUUCAUGCUUUUUUCAACCAUUCAAUGCCUCAAAGUUUAGUCAGAAUC